AUGAAACAACUACCAGCAGAAACAGUUCGUCUCCUUUCAAGUUCUCAGGUGAUUACAUCAGUUGCCAGUGUGGUGAAGGAGCUAAUAGAAAAUUCCUUGGAUGCUGGUGCAACAAUUGUUGAUAUUAAACUGGUUUUGAUCACAACAAAGACACCUGAUGAUGAUUUCAGCAGUCAGUAUGCUUUGGAUAGCAAUGGGCAUAUAGUUUCUAAAAAGCCUUCCAGUCUUUGGCAAGGUACUACAGUAACAGUCUUGAAUUUGUUUAAGAAUCUUCCUGUAAGAAAGCAGUGUUACUCAGCAAAUAAAAAAUGUAAGGAAGAACUGAAAAAAAUCCAAGAUCUUGUGAUAGCCUAUGGUAUCAUAAAACCAGAGCUGAGGAUAACCUUAUCACAUAAUAAGGCAGUUAUUUGGCAGAAGACCAGGGUGUCAAAUCACAAAAUGGCCUUUAUGUCAGUUCUGGGAACAGCCGUUAUGAGCAGUAUGGUACCUUUUCAACACUGCUGUGAAGAUCCUGAGAUAAACAUUUCUGGAUUUCUCCCAAAAGCACAGUCAGACAGUUCUUUGACAAGCCUUUCAAGUUCAGAAAAGAGUUUCAUUUUUGUUAAUAGUCGUCCAGUUCACCAGAAGGAAAUACUGAAGUUAAUUCGACAGUAUUACAGUCAGGUGAAGCAGAAGGGCUGUACUCGUUCAUAUCCUAUUUUCUUUUUGAAUAUUACUGUACCUGCCUCUGCUGUGGAUGUGAAUGUAACACCUGAUAAAACUCAAGUUUUACUGCAUUAUAAGGAAUCUGUCUUACUUGCUAUUGAAAAUGUGUUGAAAUCUGUGUAUGGGCCACUACCUGCUACAGUCUCUGGUGAAAGUAAUAAAACAGAUGUUACCUCAGAAAACAUGUUUGUUUAUAGAACAGAACAAACAGAUGUGGUUGUUAAUGAAAUGGGGCCAUCUGGAAAUGAUGAUCUACAUGCUCAUACUUCAUUCCUGUCACUCAGCAGUGAUGUGCAAAACUGUCAAGGAGGAAAAAACACAGAAAUCUGCUUAAAUCAUCAGAAGUUUUGUGGUGAUAAUGUACAUAGUGGCCUGGACAUAAAAAAGGUUUCUCACAGUGAUGCCCUUCCAGAUAGUUCUUCAUUGUGUGAGGAGGAACAGAAUGGACAGAAUAUGACCAAUAUUCAAAGUAACAGUGUUCCUGUGAGCCCCAAGUCUAAAAAAGCUGAUGAGCAUCUUUUGAGUUCUCAUAAUACUGAUGAAAAAGAAAAAAAUGAAGAAGCUGUAGUCCCUAGAGACUUACCUGAAAUCUCUGCUGAUAAUUGGAGUAUGGGAAGUGGAUAUACAAACCGUCUAGGAAUCAAGGUGAAACCUGUUAAGUUUUUGAUUCCUGAAGUUGGAGGAACAAUUAAUAAGCAAAAUAAACCUCCUGGUAAACAAAGCAAUGAGCCACAAAUUUCAAAUCAAAGUAAAAAGAGAAGAAAUAUUAUAAGUGAGAAAUUCGGACGAGUGACAGCUUAUGACUUAAUUAAUGGUAAAACAAUAAAGAAAGCAAAGACUGCAAUGGAAUUUUACACUCACGAACAUCGUCCAAAAUUGAUAGCUGAUAAUCCAAGGAAAAGCAUGACAGACAUCCUGCUGAUGAUUGAAGAGCAGUGGAAGAAUUUGAAAGAAGAGGAAAAAAAGUAUUAUGAAGUCAAAGCUGCUAAAGACGUGGAACGGUACAACAGAGAGGUCGAGAAAGCUAUGGCACAGACAAAGCCCCAACCAAGGAAGGAGGCAGAAAAACAGAAACCUAAGCCGAAGACUUCCCCAUCCAACCAGCAGAAGCAGAACCAGAUGCUUGAUGUUAUAUAUGACGAGUUCGAACCUCAGGAGCCUUCAAAAAUUGUGACAGUGCCUUUUUCUCUGAGUUCCUGUAGACGUCACCUUCAGAGACAGGAGAGAAAUUAUUCAGAUGAACACAAGCUUCUCCUGAUCCGUCGUCAGAGUUUUCCUGAUGUCUGGAUAUUUGCUACAGAAAAAAAGCUAAUGUUGCUGAAUCCAUACAGAUUGGAGGAAGUCCUCCUACACAAAAGAUUAUUGAUGAAUCAUAACCUUCCAGUAGAGAAACUGGACAAGCCAGUUGUAUUAACAGACAGUCUUCUUGGUGGAUCUGAGUAUAUGGCUGCUCUUUAUAAAAUGCAGCAGGAUUGCCAGAGUUUCAGUGGAUCAGGUUAUUUGUCAGAUCCAAGAAUUGUAGCAAAUGGAUUCCAGAUAAAAGUGAUAGAAGGUGCUUCAGUGGCAGAAAGUCAUCUGGAAAUAGAAGGGAUGGCAACUUGUGUGCCAUAUUACGGUAUUUCUGAUUUGAAAGAAAUUCUGAGUGCAAUAGUUGUUGGAAAUGCAAAGGAAGUAUAUGAAUGUAGGCCUCUCAAAGUAAUAAAUUACUUGGAGGGAGAAGCAGUACGUUUAGCUCGGCAGCUGCCCUUACAUUUGUCCAAAGAAGAUGUACAAAACACAAUUUACAGGAUGAAGCAACAGCUUGGAAAGGAAAAUAAAGGCUGUGUUCAUGGUCGUCCUUUUUUUCAUCACUUAGGAGAUAUUCCAGAAGUUGAUGAGCACAACUCCAUGGAAAUUGUUCAGUAAAUGGAACGUUUUGUUUGGGAUCGUAUUUCUCUUGCCUAAUUUGAUCAUUACUCUAUAAUUUCCUUAUGUUUUGUGCAAAGCUUUUGUAUAAUGACUUUUCAUUAAUCACAUGUUCACCUCCUAGAGACUUUUUUAUUUAAAUUCAAAUGCUAACUGAAAAUUGGAAAUAGUGUGGAGAAACAACUGAUGACUAUUUUUUUUAAGAAUUUAUUAAAGAAAUGUUCUCAA
This is a messenger RNA of Chaetura pelagica (chimney swift), 2838 nucleotides long. It is a transcript of the gene PMS1, whose product is annotated as PMS1 postmeiotic segregation increased 1 (S. cerevisiae). The transcript is spliced from 11 exons. Gene Ontology annotation, molecular function: ATP hydrolysis activity; mismatched DNA binding; ATP-dependent DNA damage sensor activity. Gene Ontology annotation, cellular component: MutLalpha complex. Bases 1 to 2610 code for a protein of 869 amino acids. NCBI's taxonomy places the organism in Eukaryota, Metazoa, Chordata, Aves, Apodiformes, Apodidae. Gene Ontology annotation, biological process: mismatch repair. The record is from RefSeq and is a predicted model, not a curated record.